This is a messenger RNA of Dovyalis caffra, 2088 nucleotides long. Lineage: Eukaryota; Viridiplantae; Streptophyta; Magnoliopsida; Malpighiales; Salicaceae. The record is from the annotation of a GenBank genome assembly.
AUGGCUUCAACAGGGCAAUCACCGUCACUAAAAAGAAGGGAUGCACCGGUAACAAGAGAAGGAGGGGAUCAGUUAACUCUAACCCCUUUAGGUGCUGGAAAUGAAGUGGGUCGAUCCUGUGUUUAUAUGUCAUUUAAAGGCAAGACUGUAUUGUUUGAUUGUGGAAUUCAUCCGGCUUAUUCGGGUAUGGCUGCUUUGCCUUACUUCGAUGAGAUUGACCCUUCCACUAUUGACGUACUUCUCGUUACACAUUUUCACUUGGAUCAUGCUGCUUCCCUACCUUAUUUUCUAGAAAAGACCACAUUCAGAGGUCGAGUUUUCAUGACUCAUGCGACAAAGGCUAUCUACAAGUUGCUUUUGACUGAUUAUGUAAAAGUGAGCAAGGUUUCAGUGGAAGAUAUGCUGUUUGAUGAGCAAGACAUAAACCGCUCAAUGGAUAAAAUUGAGGUUAUUGACUUCCAUCAGACUCUGGACGUUAAUGGCAUUAAAUUUUGGUGCUACACUGCUGGUCAUGUCCUCGGUGCUGCCAUGUUCAUGGUAGAUAUUGCUGGUGUUCGAGUACUCUAUACUGGAGACUAUUCACGUGAAGAAGAUCGGCAUCUUCGUGCUGCUGAGAUGCCACAAUUCUCUCCUGACAUAUGCAUAAUUGAAUCUACCUAUGGUGUCCAGCUCCAUCAACCUCGGCACAUUCGGGAGAAACGCUUCACUGAUAUUAUCCACUCAACCAUUUCUCAAGGUGGUCGAGCUCUAAUUCCAGCAUUUGCCCUUGGCCGUGCUCAAGAACUCCUGUUGAUCCUUGAUGAGUAUUGGUCAAACCAUCCCGAGCUUCAUAACGUUCCCAUAUAUUAUGCUUCUCCCCUUGCAAAAAAGUGUAUGACUGUUUAUCAGACAUACAUCCUUUCUAUGAAUGAAAGGAUCCGCAACCAGUUUGCGAACUCAAAUCCCUUCAAAUUCAAGCAUAUAUCACCUUUAAAUAGCAUUGAAGAUUUUACUGAUGUAGGCCCGUCAGUGGUUAUGGCAAGUCCUGGUGGAUUGCAGAGUGGGUUGUCAAGGCAGCUGUUUGAUAUGUGGUGCUCUGAUAAGAAAAAUGCUUGUGUUAUACCUGGAUAUGUUGUUGAAGGUACCCUAGCUAAGACAAUAAUUAAUGAACCAAAGGAGGUUCAGCUCAUGAAUGGACUAACUGCGCAACUAAACAUGCAGGUACAUUACAUCUCGUUCUCUGCCCAUGCAGAUUAUGCUCAGACAAGUACAUUUUUGAAAGAGCUCAUGCCUCCUAACAUUAUUCUUGUUCAUGGAGAAGCCAAUGAGAUGGGAAGGCUCAAACAGAAACUUAUCACAGAGUUUGCUGAUGGGAACACCAAAAUAAUCACCCCAAAAAAUUGCCAGUCUGUUGAGAUGUAUUUUAACUCUGAAAAAAUGGCAAAAACUAUUGGGAAGCUGGCUGAAAAGACCCCGGAGGUUGGUGAAACUGUGAAUGGUAUACUAGUAAAGAAGGGCUUCACUUAUCAAAUCAUGGCACCUGAAGAUCUCCAUGUCUUCUCACAACUAUCAACAGCAAAUAUUACUCAAAGGAUUACCAUUCCAUUUUCUGGUGCAUUUGGUGUGAUAAAGCACAGGCUUGAGCAGAUAUAUGAGAGUGUGGAGUCUGGAACUGAUGAGGAGUCUGGGUCUCCAACAUUGCAAGUGCAUGAGCUGGUAACAGUGAAACAAGAGUCUGAUAGACAUAUUUCACUUCACUGGACUGCUGACCCCAUAAGUGAUAUGGUAUCUGAUUCUAUUGUAGCUUUGGUUUUGAACAUCAGCCGGGAGGUUCCUAAGGUAAUAGUCGAGUCAGAGGACAUAAAAUCGGAGGAAGAAAAUGAGAAAAAAGCAGAGAAGGUGAUUUAUGCACUCCUUGUUUCACUUUUUGGAGAUGUGAAACUCGGGGAGAAUGGAAAGCUGGUCAUAAGUGUUGAUGGGAAUGUGGCUGAGCUUGACAAACAGAGUGGGGAUGUUGAGAGUGAGAAUGAAGGUCUCAAGGAACGUGUUAGGACUGCAUUUAGGCGAAUUCAAAGUGCUGUGAGGCCAAUUCCGCUCUCUGCAUCUUAG